CCCGCGACCGGACGCCCCGAGCGCGCCCUGGGCAGCGUGCCCGCCGGGAGUCGCCCCGCCGGCGAGGCGCCGACCCCCGCGGGCGCGGCUCGGCGCGGAACGGGGUCUGCGGUCCCGGGCCUGAGCGUUCGCCUCUUCUUCCCGCAGGUGGAGCUCGUGCCCGACCGAGACCCGGACAACGACGGGACCAAGAUCAGCACAGUGAAAGUCCAAGGCAAUGACAUCUCUCACAAGCUUCAGAUUUCCAAAGUGAGGAGAAAGGAUGAAGGCUUAUAUGAGUGCAGGGUGACCGAUGCCAACUACGGAGAGCUUCAGGAACACAAGGCCCAGGCCUACCUGAAAGUCAACCCCAACAGCCAUGCCCGGAGGAUGCAGGCCUUCGAAGCCUCCCCCAUGUGGCUGCAGGAUAUGAAGCCUCGCAAGAAUGCCUCCGUGGUGGCUCCCAGCGGCAUCCACAGCUCAGCCAACCAGCAGAUGCACUCCACCUCAAGCCCUCAAGCGGUAGCCAAAAUCCCCAAACAAAGUCCUCAAUCAGGUGCGAGGAUAGCUACAAGCCAUGGACUUUCUGUCCUGCUUCUUGUUUGUGGCUUUGUGAAGGGUGCUUUGCUUUAAUCUAAAGUGCUGACUUUUUUCCAAUAUCACUUUCUCUUCUUAAAGCAAAGAGCAAAUCGCCUGUAAAAUCUACGGAGCGGACAGCAAAGUUGACCCUAAACUCCAAGCACCACUCUGCACCCACUGUACUCUAAUUACCUACACAUGGAGCGCCUGCUUCUGGAAGCAUUAACGAAGAAGCUAUCACACGCUUUGUUCAUAAUAUUUUCUUGGGCAAAUCGCUAAUCUUUUUAUUUCAAGAGAAUUAGUGUGAAGUCAUAGGACAUUUUCUAAUAGCAAGACCUAUUUUUUUCCUUUUCCUUUGGCUACUUAAAGCAUCAUCUCACUGACUACUCAGGGGUUGGCCUGAAUGUCGUCGGUAUAGUAAACAUUUACUACACAUUCCACUAAUUUCCUGCCAAGAGACCCAUUACCUGCUCCUAGCAAACAGAGAUCAAAAGGCUACAGGACAGAAACUAUCAUCAAACAAAUCCCCCGUUUGGGGGCGAGAACAAAAUUUUCGACACCGCAAGUCAACAAGAACAUUAUUUAAAAUGAGAAAUAAUGAAAGAUUUUUUUUUUUAUUUUCCUUUUCUUUUCUUGAAUUUUUCUCCGUUUUCUUGAUUAGUUCUUGUUCAAUAGUGGCAAGUGCUGAUUACGGCCAAUCCCCGUCAAUCCUGGGAGGUUUAUAUAACUACAUUUCGAGUGUUCGAUAUUUCAAUGUAUUUCAAUUCAUUUUGCAAUUCCUGUGUAUGCAAACUUGAUAAAUUCUAUAAAUUGCUUAUCAUAUGUGUGAUAUAACUUCAAAGUAGGUAGACUGUGAUCCUCAUGCAAGCUGAUUUUUAUCAUUAUAGAUAUGAUACAUACAUAUAACUGUAUUUUGGGCCACCAACCAAUUUUUUUUUGGAUAAAGCAUUUGUUUUUCACUUAUAAUUCUUAUAUUGUGUGAAUUUUGUAAUACAUUGUUUCACUUCCACAGGUUUGACAGCUGCAGAGGGUUUAUGUUGCCCUCUGCUUCCUUCUGGAAAUGCAUAUCCAAAACUGUAUUGGUCUCUGAUCAAUGAAUUAAUUUUGUGUGUAUGCUGUAUUGGAAUUUGUUAUGUUCCUUUCUACAUGAUGUUUAUUGAUGUUUGAGGGUCUCUUGAUUCUGAAGAAUGUAUACCCUCUGGUCUGACAGCUACCACAGUAUUAUUACCAUCAUGAUUAUCGUCAAAAAGCAAUGUUGCUUUUAGAAAAUUUGGCUUGGAGAUGAUUGUGGGGAAGGUGAAGUGCUCACCGUGAUUUACUAAAUUCAUGAAAGAACACUUCUUGCUUGACUAAAAAUGCUGCUUCCUUUGACCUUUAUGAAUUUUUGUAGCUUUGUCAUCUGUUAUUUGCUGCUAGUUGUUUUAAUGUCUGCUAAUUAAAAAUUAAGAUUUGAUUGUUGGCUAAAUACAAUAUGCAAAAGAUGACUGCAAAUCCCUGACUAAAGAAGACAAUGUGUUCAGUUUUCACUAGUUAAGUGACACAAUUUUAAAUAUUCCAUACUUAUUUUUGGCUUUAUGAUAAUUAGACUUUUAUUUAGAACCUAUUUUCUACUCUGGCAAUGAAUGACAGGCAGAACUAUUAAUGUUUCUAUAUAUGCUAUGGAAUAGAUAUGGGUUGAGAUAUGACCUAAGUUUUCCUUCCAGAGAGAUUCUUCUGUUUUCUGUCAUUAAAAAACCAGAAGAUCAUCUGUGUAGGACUGUCAGCAACCAGAUUAAGGUUCUAAAAUGAAGCUUGAAGGCAAUGAAUACCUCUGCUUUUCACAGGUAAAUUUUCUGAAAUUCAAUUAUAAGAAGCGUGCAUAUUUUCAUAUUAUCUUCUGAGAAAUAAUGUUUCAUGCUAAAUCUUUUAUUCACAUUUUCCUUGUUCAUUUGGUUUAUUUUUCAGUCUAAUGAGAAAAAUAAAGGAAUUGAUUGUGCUAUUUUAUUAACCUAGAAAUUUAUUCUUUCAAAGUUUAAUACUUAAAAUGCAUAAAGUAAUGGUAAGAUAAAUAUUAUUUAUUAAGUAUAUCUCGGCUUUCAAGAUUACAUGCAUUCAAGCAUUAAUUACCCUACUGAUUUAAAUUUAGUGAGGCUGGGAAGUUCUUUCAUAUAGUUUACUUUUACCCAAAGUUCAGGUCAUGAGAUGGGUCAAUUCUAAAGCAAGACAAAUGUAUAUCUGUAUCGAUGAUGUUUGCCAUGCUCACUCAUAAUAAAAAACAUCUGCUAGCUUGGAAAGAAUCUUCAUUAAUUCAUUCUGUUGGUUUCCAAAAUAAUGAAGACUUCUUUGUCAGUGCACCACCAAGAAUCUGACUGGCCUCUUUGAGAAAGAACAUGGCACUCUAUUUCUCCAAACUUGAAAAGUUAAUAUGGAACCUUAAAUAUUGGAACAGAAGCUGUAACCAAUUAAGGAGGUUGUCUAGUGGUUUUCACCUUAUAUUGCAUCCCUCUGAGACUCUUGUAUGUAUCCAUGACUAUAAAAACAAAUAAAGAUUGAAAAGUAAGUUAUCUGAUUUUCUCAACCUUGAUUUCCAAGGUUAUAUAAUGUUUUUCAUAAGAGGGAGUCAUAAAAUUGCUUGAAGACUUACAAAUGAAACAAUGCAAAUGAUAAUAUUUGAGGAUAAAAUUAUAACAAAAACCAUGUAAAGCAGGAAUUCUUCAUCUGAGUUAGUACAUAAGCUUGGUGGGGCAGUGAAUGCCCUGAAACUAUGUGCAUAUUUUUGCAUAUAUGUAUUUGUCUUAUGAAGAUGGUCCUUCACAUUCAUCGAUUAUGAAAAUGACUUAUGAUUUGCUGACCGAAAAGAAUGUUUAGAUGCUUUUGUUUAUUAUAAUUUUGAACCAAGUUAACCUUAAAGUUCUUGGGAGCAACACAUGUUUAGAGAAAUAGUUUAUAGGUAUUUGGCAAAGAAAACAUACAGUUGACCCUUCAACAACAUGGGUUUGAACUGCACAUGUCCACUUAUAUCACUUAUCUGUGGAUAUUUUUCAAUAAAAAUAUUGGAAAAAGUUUUGGAGAUUUGAGACAAUUUGAAAAAACAUUUUCUUUAGCUUUGUAUAUAGUAAGAGUACAAUAUAUAGUACAUACACCAUACAAAACAUGUUAAUUGACUUUAUUUUAUCAGAAGGCUUCUAGGCAACACUAGGCUAUUAGCAGUAAGUUUUGGGGGAGCAAAAAGUUAUACAUGGAUUUUCAACUCUGUGGGGUGUCAGUGCCCCUAACCCCUGCAUUGUUCUAGGAUGAACUGUAUCUUUAAGUCCCAAAAAAAAUUUCCUUUAGAUUUCUCAUAUACAGCAAAGAAUAACAGAUACGGGAUGAUGUUUGUUGAAUUUUUAGAACCAAUACUAAGAACUUAAAAUACAAUUUUACAGAAUAUACAUGGAUACCAUUCAAAUAAGUAGUCCUGGCAUUGCUACUAUGUAAAAAACAAAACAAAAUAUUAAAUAUAGCUUAGUGGUUUCUAUAAGUGAAAAAAUGCAAAAGGUAAAUGUAAUCUCUUUGAGAUAAUACUUAAACUCUGAUAAUUGUGUCAUGGAAAUAAGACUAUGAAGCUAUAAAAUAUGUGUGCAUAUACUUUCAAAUAGCAAGCCCAAAUAAUUUUAAUCUUAGAACUGCUUAUUAAUUAGAAGAGCACCUAUCAUUCAGGAAGCGUUAUAUAAAUUUCAUUGUUUCAGCAAAGGAAUGGAUAAGGUCCUUUCCUUUAUCUGUGGAGAGACAGACAGUAAAAUAAACAUUUAAAAAUGAGAAAAUAUAAGAAAGUAAUAAAUUCUGGGAGAAAACCGAGUGAAUGAUAUAAAGGAGUGUGACUUGGACAGAUCAGAGAAGGCUGCUCUGAGGAGGUGACAUUUAAGCAAAACUUGAAUGAUUGACUAGAAAUCAGUUGGGAGGAUUUGGGAGAAGAGGCUUCCAGGGAGAGGCAACAAUUUUUGCAAAACUCCUACCAUGACAUCCAUCCAAGCUUGUUCAUGGACUAGAGAGAGGCAAAGGUUGAUAAAUGAGGGGAGAGUAGUGUGAGAUGAGAUUGGGUGAGGGAAGCCAGAAAAAAACAAGCCAAGAGCAAAAGGAACAGAGCUGGUUUGUGAAAAUUCCAGUGUGAGCUGUUUUCUGAAGUCAGAGUACAAGCUAUCUGGAGCUGACUUCUUACUCUGUAUAGUUUAGACGUAAGCAAGACAGCUGUGACCAAAACUGAGUCUUUCACACAGUCAAGUUAUGUUCUCAUAUAGAAACUACAAGAAUAUAUUAGGCAUGAGGGACCUUAACUCAGUAUUUUAGUGCUGAAAUACAACUGAUAAUUUUGAGGAGGAAAUGGAAAAUUAAAAGAUAAUUGGACUGCUUUUGGUGUAACACUGAACUAUUUGCAGUAAUUACAAAUGAAAUUUGAAAUAAAAACAUAAGUAUAUAAGUUGAGAGUACAUAUUGAAAGAAAUUUAGACACUUGUUGGUAAAACAUUGUAAUUAAAAAGAUGGAGGGAAAGGAAAAGAACCUCUACAUGUA
Molecule: messenger RNA, 5086 nt
Organism: Manis javanica (Malayan pangolin)
Lineage: Eukaryota; Metazoa; Chordata; Mammalia; Pholidota; Manidae
Source: RefSeq, a predicted model, not a curated record